Eupeodes corollae is the source of this 6942-nucleotide messenger RNA. RefSeq lists its product as uncharacterized. Bases 2116 to 5487 code for a protein of 1123 amino acids. The record is from RefSeq and is a predicted model, not a curated record. Lineage: Eukaryota; Metazoa; Arthropoda; Insecta; Diptera; Syrphidae. The transcript has 10 exons. Gene Ontology annotation, cellular component: cell periphery.
UUUAGGAGCGCUUGUAUUUUACCGUUGCUAUUCGCAUUAAAAUUUCGAGUGAUUUUUCGAAUUAUUCGUAAGAAGUUACACCGACUAUACCGACAACAUACAGUGAUACCGAGACCGACUCUACUCGACUCGUAUUAUUGGGGGAGGCAUAAAUUAAUUAAUGUCCGCGUCCCGUCCUAACCGUACCGUUUCUACAUAAAUAUACCUACAUAUAUACCGUAUAGCAUUCCGUUUCUGGUAUUCUGAUUAAAAACAGGAUUUUGCCGAUGUGAAUGUCCUUGGCCAAAGGAGAUUUCGAAUUAAAAUUCGAAAUUUUUGAAUUAUUCAACCGCGGGCGAGGGAGAUUACAGGAUUACACCCCUAGUAGAUGCGAUGCUCUUUCACUCCGUCAGUCGUCAGUCGUGAUCAUCAUCAGAGCAUCAUAUCGGUCGGUUCUACAGUUCUACAGUUCCACUGCCAUUUCCAAUUUGAAUAUUUAUCAUUUUGUGUGUGCAUAUUUUUAUUUGAGUGUACAUUUUGGACGGUCGCGUUCCCGUUCGUGUUAGUGGUAUAAAUAUAAUGCCGGUAUUGGCACCGUCAUCCGAAUAAACAUCAGUGUAGUCCUUUUUGGCUUGUUGUUUUUUGAUGCCAAAAAAGCAGCAUGGAAUAUUAUCCCGUGGUAAACACAUCGCAUGUGCAGUAAAACAAACUUCUGGCUUGUCAUUUCACCGCUAUUCCUCUUCGUUGUCGUUACCAUUACUGUAAUCGUCACCGGCCCGUCGCCACUUGUUUUCAUUUUUCAUGUAUAAAAAUUAACAAAAAUCUUACCGACUCCGACACCGACUUGUGGACUUUUUUUGUGGAGGCUUUCCUUGUUUGUAGUUUUGUAAUUGUAAUCGGGGUUAUACGUAUAAAGUUCAUAUUAUAUGAAUACAUAAUACGCAGAGGUCAUAUCGAGUUACACUACCGACUUCGUUAGACGCAUUCGUACAUUCGCAGAACAAUAAAAUUGUUUCAAAAGUAAAUAAAAGUGAAAUUUAUUCCAAACCGAAAGUAAAACGUACAUCAAAAACAAAAAGCUCCCUUACGCCCCAUUCCACCUGACUCAGCAUAAGUAGGUAGGUAAGCGUAAGGUACAUCAUAGUGUAGUGUGGUGCUGGCCUGGCGAUACCUUAAAGUGAAGACCUUUUAGUCAACAUCCCCUCGCUUAAAAUUUUUGCUCUGCUGGUCGGUACUCGGUGGGCUGUGCCUGUGCCCCCUUAAACUGUGUACCGCGCGCGAGAGUUUAUAGAGUACUUUGUGCAUAUUCGACUGAAUAAUCAUUGCAAAAAGGAGUUUUUUCAACUAGAACGGCUUCGGCUCCAGCUUUAGCUUCGUCGUCGUAAUGUAUCGUAGGUAUCGGAUUGCAGAAUAGAUACCCGCUCGAGCUCGUACAACGAACGUAACGUACAAGACUAUGCAACUACUUUAUACGGUUUAAAAACGGUCGGUCCCGCUACCCCAGAAUGAACAAGUGAAUUAGUGCGCUCAGGUGUGAUUACAGCAUUAAAUCCGCUUGUACCUUCUGUGUGUGCAAGGUACCUAUACCACCCUACCUUACCUACCUUACCUUAGCGCUACAUUCACUCGUAUUCUUGUUCUCUCGGUGCUUGGUGUUUAUUUCAGUAAUUUUUCUUUUUUUAGUUCCAUUUUCUUAAAGCUGUUUACCUUACUAAAGCGUUUGAAGUGUAAUCCGUGGUCUUGACGAGAUUUUUAAACUUUUUUGCUUUUCAUUCUUUGUUUUGGAGUGCAUUUUGCGAAACGUAAAGAGAUUUCUUCUUGGUUUUUUGUUUUUAAGUGAGAUAGUUGGAGCAUCUGCGGGGGAUUGUGGUUAAGAGGGUGCGAGGACGUUAUCGUCGUUCGACGGCUUAGGUAGAAGAAGGAGGGCUUUCAUUCCUUAAAAAGCUAAGCCUGUUUUAAGUGGCAUCUAUUCGUGUCGUUGAGAUUAAAUGGAUACAAAAAAGAGACGAUUUAUAUUCAAGUAAAUUUUUGUAAAAUAUAAUGGCACACCAAAAGAGGUUACUAUUGUGAAUCGAAGACUUAGAAGAGCAGAAAGGAUAUCUGGGAGAUCUAGGAGAUCUGGUGAGCGCACACGAAAUGUGCUGCUUCUACAAAACUCCACUAAAAUGGACUGUGAUACUAUCAUCAAUUAUCUUUGCUCUAUGUCGAAUAGGUCACGUGCUGGCAAUACGAAAAGGGCGGCUAAUGUGCCCCAGCUCGUUCGUAGCUCUAAGUGGAGAUUUACAUGUGCAACUGCAAUAUACGAGCAUCACGGAAUAUGUGAAUCGAACGAAUGCCACGCAACAGCAGCAGGAACAGGAGCACCACCAACAACCGAAUACCUCCGCUACACCGUCAUUAACCACAAGCCGAAGCACAGUUGGUGUGCUAGAGGAGCAGGAUAAUGCGCUAACGAACCUUGUCAUUAGCAUAAUGACAAAAAAUGGAACCGAGACCGUAAGCAAUAUAAGUCUUUACCCCGACCCGAGAAAUAAUGUUACACAAAUCUCGGUGCCUUGUCAGACAUUCUAUCGGGGUGGCGAGUACACCCUGCAAGUAAUAUCCAAAACAAAUAAUAGCGGUAGUGGUAGUUCCAUCAUAGAUGAUGAACGCUUGAAACAACAAUUAGACGUCCGGUGGCCUGUGGCCAACAUGCAAGUCACUCCAAACCGACUCGUCACUUACCCUGAGAUUCCGGUCGAAGUCAAACUAUCCUUCGACCAAGUACAAUGUGACCUUAGUGCUGGCAUGAUGACUCUGAUGAAUCUGCCCGAGUUCUGGUUGGAAUUAAUUUACUGCGGUAAGGAGCUUACGUGUGCCAGUCAUAAUGACUCGAGAAGUAAUAUCCUUUAUGCCGAGGAGAUCCGAGGUUUUCCCAAACACAAACUAAUUAAGUUGCGUUGUGAGCUUUUCGGAUUAGCCGGCAAUUAUGCGGUCCGGCUGAGGCCUAUACCUCCGACCCCUGCCGAAGCGGUUACGUCAGCAGCCAUACAGUACAUCAGCGUUGAUUGGAGUAACAAGUUUGUGUUCAACGUCUAUGCCAGGAGUAUAUUCCCUUGCGACCCGCACACCGGCAUCGGAGUACUGUAUGAAUAUCCAGCGUGCAUCCUGGAACAGGGCGACCGGGUGAGGUUGUUUGCAAAACUUCGUGCCGAUGUGGCAUCGUUAAAACCACCUACAUCACUGCAUUACGUGGCCGAGCAACGUGUGGUCAAAAGUCAGUACUCGCUGUAUUUUAAUUGCGAACUUUUUUCAGAAAAAUACGUCGAAUACUGCUUCGUGUAUGUCAGCCAGGGCAUUUCGGGGGCCGUGGCCGACGUUCGGAUGGACUGUGUGCCAACAUUGCCCGUUAAAGAAUCGGACACUGGUGGCUGGGGACCGUGGAGCGACUGGACGGCAUGCUCGACUAAUUGUUUGGGAGGCACUAGGAAUCGGUAUCGAUUCUGUGAUUCUCCACCACCCCGCUAUGGAGCAAAGUUUUGCGAGGGUCCCUCAGUUGAAACAGCAAAAUGCGGGAAAUCCAUAUCAGACACUUGGGAUUGUAUCUACGAAUCAACAGGAAAAUCCUCAACAGCGAAUCGCACCGAUGUCUCACAGGAAAUCGGUCCUGGUUGUCGGUGUGGCUGCAUAGUUCAUUUGGGAUCGUCAAAGCCAAAGCGAAUUAUUGCUGGAGCUACACAGAGCUGUCCUGGGCGUUCGUUUUGGUUAAUUCAAGUCGAUGGUGAUGAUACAAUAUCAUUCGAAAUAAGUUUCCUUCGCCUUCCAUGUGUUAGUCAAUAUAUAAAAAUACGAAAUGGACCGUCUCUAUCAUCAGCACUUCUAACCGAGUUAAUAAGUAAUGAUGAUAUUGAAACACAAUCGACUUGGGAAUCAACAGGCCAGCAUAUUUUAGUAGAAUUUUACUCUGGAGAUAGUAAUUUGAUUGAAGCAUCAUGUACAGGAGGUUUUCUAGCAAAUAUCGAACAGAUACAACCAUCAAAUCAAACAAAUAAAAUUGUUGUAAGAAGUCGAGCUGUCAUCCAGGCUAAGAUGAAAACCAACUUCACUCUAGUACAUUUGUCAGCUGUUGUAUUUGCUAGUAUAAUAAUUCUAAUAAGUGCACUUUUAGGAGCACAAUAUAUUGUACGAUAUAGGAAAUACCAUCUAGCUAUUAGUGAAAGACAUGAUCAUACAUCCCCGAUUCACACUCCCAUGACGUCGAUGGGAUCACUCCAUAAUCCUCCAUCAAGGGCAGUUUCGACAACAACUUUACUUUCUGAAGUCAUAUACAUGGUCAAAAUUCGUCCUAAGAGACAGUUGAGACACUCAAUAUUGAGGGAAAGCAUAGAUGCUGAGAAUCUUGCCAAAGAAACCGAGAUGAAUGAUACAGAAUUACUCACGAAAUGUGAUGAAAUGGGAAGCAAUUCGAGCAUAGUGACGUUACGUAACGAGAUCAAUACUGAAGACAGUCUAACCAAUAGCCCUGAGGAUCAGAAGGACUCAGCAUCAAUGCUAUCAGGAGUGAGUUCAUCUGCUAGCACAUUCUUACGCCUUAGUAAACAUUCCAAAUAUCCCGACAGGGACGAUGGAACAUUAAAACGAAAAAGCCUUUCACCAAACGAUGACUCCAUCAUCGAGUGUUCCUCGAUCCGAUCACAUUCGAUCAGAGACAGUGAUCGAUUCAGUCAAAUGGACACAAAAAGUAUAUCAGCUUCUUUAACUAAUGGGUGUUAUUCACCAGCAGCAAGUAUCGUAAGUAGAGCCACUAUCCGUACAACAAAUCAAAAAGAAAGCAAAGAAAAGCAGAAUCGUAGGAAACUUCUAGCACGUCCAGGAUCAGAAUUCUCUCUGGGAAAUCCAGAAGAUUUUGAGCUGGACUAUUAUGAUUAUGAUGUUAUCAACGCCGGAGCAGCACCUGGUUCAUACUUGGGUAUGGAUCCGGCUUAUUUAGUGUGGAUUCCUCCAAUGGACGAAGAAACGAACAUCGACGAAGUAAAUAAAACCCCUGAACCGAUCUACGAGGAAAUUCUUCCCCGACCAACUAGUGUUAGCCCAGAAAGCAACACUGAAACACCCGAAUCAGAAUUAAGUCGAAGUAAUAGCGUAUCAAAAGUUGCUCGAUCGCCUUCCGAGACAAAUCUAAAGAAUGUCCUCAUCCAGAAGUCAAUAGCUGCUGCUGCUUCAGUUUCCCAUGAAGGAACUCCAAUAUUGAGUGUGCGGCGAAUAAGAACUCAGAAGCCCAACAAUCAAGAGAAGUCAACAGCGCGUCUAUCAUCGGAAUCUAAUUCGGAGAAGGAGACAUCCGUAGUCAAAUCUCCAAGUGAUUUACAGGAUUUCUAUGAAUUGGAUGACAUUCAGUUUGCCGAUGAGGAAAGUGAAUCGUCAGAGCAUCAGCAAAUCAAAGCUUUAGCGCCGAGGGUAAGUUACUUAAAAACUGUCGCCAUUGAUAAUCAAUCGAUUGCGUCGAGUACGGAACAGAUAGCAUUAUAAAUGUAUAAAAAUUAGUCUUAGGUCGUAAGCUUAAGUCAUUAAUAAAAUUAUAUAUUUAUUAUGUAAAUAAGAGAAUUUAACUUUUAAGUAAAAACAUUAUAUGUAUGUAGAUUAAUCUUAGAAAAGCACAAAAUAUUAUUUACACAUUAUACACCAAAUGCAAUAACUUAAGAAGUGGAAAGAACCGGAAACAGUAUGGGGAGCUAAGCGGAAGUUAAUCUUAAAAACACUUCGUUUUAUUUUUGGCUAAGCUCCUAACCAUGGAUACCUUUCACAUUUCAAUCCUCCAAUCAUCAAAAACAAUUCCAUCAUAAUAUCAUUUCAAUAACUGUGUACCUUUAAGAAAAACUUUAAAACUAUAAAAUUAUACUCCAAAAUCAAUAAACAAUCAUCACUUGCAUAUACCAAAAAUGUAUAAUAGAUUUUAAUAAAAUAAAAACUAACUUUGUCGUCAUAAUGUAUAAACUAGCUAUAGCCUAAUGGCUGAAUCACAAACACGCUUCAGCUUCGUCUGCGUUACGGUGGAUCUGCUUCGAGGUUGCUUUGAAUGACAUUUCUAUUAUUUCAUCCAUCCAAAAAGCAAAUAUUUUGUUUUUUGACAUUUUUUACAGCUAUUUAGCUGUCAGAGAAAGCAAAUGUUCAGAUAAUUGAACUAGAGCUUCCGUUUGGAGUCACAUUACGUUCUUUUCCUUACGAUUGUCAGACGAAACGUGAGGUCGAAGCUCCAUUGUGAUAGCAUGCAUUAAAUUCUUAUGGCUGAACUCGUAAACGUCAGGUGAAGCCGAAUCUGAAGCGUGUUUGUGAUUCAGCCAAUAAAUCAUUUUGAGUGUGAAGUUAGCGAAGCAACAUUCGCCGGUCCAAAGUUUUUAGAUGAAUGACUUUCAGGCUUGUAGAAGAUAUAUAUGUAGAUUGUAUUCUUUGAGUUUACCAACCCAUUAUUUAAGACUUUAUACAUUCUUCUGCAUAUUAUUGCAGUCUGCAUUCUUUUACAGUCUUUGCAUUCUUUUGAAGUAUUUAAGUGAAUGUCUCAAAUGAUUCCAAUCAAAUGAGUAGGCACAAAAUUAUUGCAAUGUUUUUAAGGUCAAAUGUUUGGUGAUGGUAAAAUGAAGUCACAAUUUCUGCGUGAAGUCAAUAAAUGCAAUCUUUAAGUUGAGUUCGGUAAAUGAUUUAUAUUGAUAAGAAGACUGAUAAUUGGUCACUAAAUAGUCUUAAAUUUAUCAGCCACAUUUUAACUGUCACAACGACUUAUCAAUCGGUAAAUAUUGAUUUGCUAAUUUGACACUCAUCGUUUGCAAAUAUGUUUCACUGCCAAGUUUAAAAAAUCUCAUAAAUUUUAUUUGUUCAUAUUUAUGCCAAAGAUAUUAAUAAAUUUAAAAAUAAAACAUCUGCAUUUUAUAUAUUAAGAUUAAGAAUUUUCGGACCACUUAAAACAAGUGCUUUAUUUAAAAAAAGAAA